UUGAGAAGAUGGCGAAGAAGAACGCUGGAGAUUCAGUUACUGAGGAACCAGUUGAAAUAGUUGCUGAAGAAGAGAAGUUGGAGGAAAACAUUGAAACAUCAGCUGCACCUAAGCUUAAGGACCCUAAAGGGAAAGCUGUCAAGAAUCGAGCAACACGAGCAAAAAGCACAGAAAUUCCUAAAACUAUACUUAAGCGCAAACAGGCGAUUAACUAUUGGCUUUUGGCUGCUCCUGCUGCGCUUGUAGUUCCGCUACUUCUUCUAGCAUUCUCACAUCUUCUCUAGGAUAAUAUGAAAGUUAAGAAGUAGAGGGGGAAAAACUUGGUAUUGCUUAGAGUGUUGCAAUAUCAAGGUCUAUUUUUUGUAAUCUCAAAUCAUGCCUAUUUUUUUCAGUCAUAAUGUUGCUGGUAGAUAAGGCAUAAGCAUGUUUGAUUUGG
Messenger RNA from Solanum tuberosum (potato), 436 nucleotides. RefSeq names its product proton pump-interactor 1-like. The transcript has a single exon. Bases 9 to 284 code for a protein of 91 amino acids. Lineage: Eukaryota; Viridiplantae; Streptophyta; Magnoliopsida; Solanales; Solanaceae. The record is from RefSeq and is a predicted model, not a curated record.